Molecule: messenger RNA, 876 nt
Organism: Lactuca saligna
Lineage: Eukaryota; Viridiplantae; Streptophyta; Magnoliopsida; Asterales; Asteraceae
Source: the annotation of a GenBank genome assembly
CUCACGUAAAAUAAUUAUUUUUCACUAGUGCCCUCAAUUUCUCCUAUAAAGAUAACCAAAAAUCACUCACUUCACAUGCUUUAAGUUUCAGCAAAUCUCCUCGCUUACCUUCAAUCAACACCAUGAAAGCUUCAACAAAAGUUGCCCCAUUGAUUUCAAUCAUGAUUGGGUCAAUCUUUCUGCUAUUCAUAUCUUCCUCCGAUGCUGUGAUUACUUGCAGCACAGUCAUCCAGGAUCUAGCACCUUGUGUGAGUUACCUCAGGAGUGGGAGUGGGAUGCCUCCACCUGCUUGUUGCUCGGGUGCUAAGGCUCUUGCGACAACUGCAAGCACUACUGCUGACAGACAAGCGGCUUGUAAAUGCCUCAAGUCGGCUUCCCAAAGCCUAAACCCAAAUCCAGGGCUAGCUAAAUCUCUUCCGGGAAACUGCGGCAUUAGUUUGGGAUUCACUAUAUCAUCAAGCGUUGACUGCACAAAAAUCAAUUAAAUUGUUGAAGCUACUCAGGCAGAGAUCGAUGGUUCUGGUUAUACAUAGAGCAAGAGUUGGUCGAGUCUUUCGUUAGAACUCGUAAUGCAUCUAGAUUCUAGAGUUUACGAAAGUUUAAUUUAUGAUUUUAAGUAUGUAUAAUAAAUGUUGUUUGCCCAACUUAUUUGGAGUUAACAUGGAAUGAGUCUACACCAUGAUAUUUUAUAUUAUAAUAAUGUUUUGUUUGAUGUUUUGUGAUACCUUAAUGAUAUCUCUAAUCCAGUUCAAAUGAAAUUCUUUUUGUGAUCUUAGCUGAAAAUUAAUCUUUAUUUUAAAGUCCAAAUUUGAGCUUAAAUAUUUUAUGAUGUCUACGAAUGUUUUAAUUUAAUUUCCAAAUACAGUGAUUUUCUUG